Messenger RNA from Psilocybe cubensis, 1740 nucleotides. RefSeq lists its product as uncharacterized. NCBI's taxonomy places the organism in Eukaryota, Fungi, Basidiomycota, Agaricomycetes, Agaricales, Agrocybaceae. Gene Ontology annotation, cellular component: cytoplasm; nucleus. The coding region runs from base 1 to 1740 and encodes 579 amino acids. Gene Ontology annotation, biological process: protein import into nucleus. Gene Ontology annotation, molecular function: nuclear import signal receptor activity. The record is from RefSeq and is a predicted model, not a curated record. The transcript has 12 exons.
AUGUAUAGAUGUGAAAGAUGGAUUAGGGGUUGGCCCUCGACUGCUUCGAGUUCAGCAGAAACAGAUGCGCCGCCUGCGUUGUAUGAGCAGAGUUUGGAUCGGCUCGCGUGUGCGAUGGGUGGACGCGCGAUUUUGCCACCUGCGUUCCAGUACAUUCCAUCGAUGAUGGCGAGCUAUGAUUGGCGUGUGAGGCAUGCUGGGUUGAUGGUGAUCGCUGCUAUUGGAGAAGGGACAGGCAAGGUUAUGCAAAAGGAACUGGAGAAGAUCGUCGACCUUGUGACGCCCAUGUUUAACGAUUCACAUCCUCGCGUCCGGUAUGCGGCGUGUCAGUGUAUAGGGCAGCUGUGUACAGAUCUCGAGGAGAUUCUGAUAUCGCCACACAUCCAGGAAAUCAUCCAACACCGCUUCCACCGCCAACUCUUCGCUGUCCUCAUCCCCGCCCUCGAAGACCCUGAACCACGAGUUCAUGCGCACGCCGCCUCGGCGCUUAUCAACUUCUGCGAGGGCGUCGAGCGUGAUACCCUCCUUCCCUAUCUCGACCCGAUUGUCGAGCGGCUGCUGAAGUUGUUGAAUCCGGGCGGUGACCAGACGCAGGUGAGGCGGUAUGUACAGGAGCAGGCGAUCACGACGCUUGCGAUGGUUGCGGAUGCGAGUGAGGUUACGUUUGGAAAGCAUUAUCCGACGAUUAUGCCGCUUUUGUUGAAUGUGCUUCGGAAUGCGGAGGGCCCGGAUUAUAGAAAGUUGCGUGUGAAGGCUAUGGAGUGUGCUGGCUUAAUCGCCAUCGCUGUUGGCCCUGAUGUCUUUAGGCCCGACUCGAAGACGCUCGUUGAGUUGUUGAUGCAUAUUCAACAGGGACCCCACGACCCCAAUGAUAACCAAGUAGGACAUUAUCUGAUCGCGACGUGGGCCAAGGUGUGCCAGGCCCUAGGUCCAGAGUUCGAGCCGUACCUACCUCUCGUGAUGCCCUCCCUGCUUGCAACAGCUGGUGCAAAAGCAGAUUUAUCUCUAUACAACGACGAAGAUGAAUACAGUGACGAACGUGACGGGUGGGAGACCAUCGUGAUGGACGGGCAGACGUACGGCGUCCGCACGUCCGCGAUGGACGAAAAGUGUCAAGCAUUCGAGACGCUUGUGAUAUAUUGCUCGACACUGGGUCCACGUUUCGCCCCGUUUUUGGGCCCCACCCUUGAGGUGACGCUUCCGUGUUUGAGGUUUUACUUCCAUGAAGGGGUUCGUGAGGCGUGUGUGAUGCUGGUCCCAAUGCUUCUUGCGUGUGGCAAGCAGAGCGGGACCCUCACAAAUCAGAUGGUAGCCACUGUCUUCCAUCAGCUCAUCACCUGCAUCAACACCGAACACGAUGCGACCUUCCUCGCAUCGCUCUACAAAUACUUUUCCGAAUCCCUACGGGUGAUCGGAGGACCCGAGGCGCUCUCGCAGCAGUUCCACGAAGCGGUGAUGGAGGCGACGAAACGACAACUACACUCGAUGGCCGACAGACGCAAAGCGCGCGCCGCACGCGUCAAUGGCACUGGCGGACCCAUGAGUAUGAGCAUGGGCAUGGGAGACUACGACCGCGAUGAGAUGGCGCUCGUGGAGGAGAUUGAAGAUUUCGCGCUGGAGGAUAUGGGCAAGAUGUUGAUGUGCUUUGACCCGAACCAUCCGCUGCUUGUGGCUGUUGCGGGUGUGAGGGACUUAGGGUUCAAUACAUAUGAUAGUGAUGAGGAUGGUGAGGAGGAGUGA